AUGGGACACCAUCCAAGUGAUUUUCUUUCAUCCAUGGCCGAUAAGAGUACAUCACUCAAGGAUUUGUUGGACAUCCGGAUCCCACUCCCAGCGGCUGAAGUCGCAAGCAAAGUAUUCAAAGUGAUCGCGUUUGCUGCUCGGUGCAUAGAACCAAAUCCAUCACGCCGUCCAACAAUGCAACAAGCAAUCAAGGUGUUCACUGCUGCUGGAGGACCUGAUAAUCAUGUCGAUUAUCUGCACACUGGCAUUGUUAUCCCUGCCUGCUGGUCGUGA
Messenger RNA from Triticum turgidum subsp. durum (durum wheat), 273 nucleotides. The record is from the annotation of a GenBank genome assembly. NCBI's taxonomy places the organism in Eukaryota, Viridiplantae, Streptophyta, Magnoliopsida, Poales, Poaceae.